AUGAGACACCUUCAGUCCCUUCUUCUCCUGUCCAAUUGGGCAUUGGCAUCUUCAGUCUCUAUUAAAGUCCCAUUGAAUGCCUCCCGCAGAAUCCUCCGACCAGACCUCUAUGGCUACUCAAUUGAACCCGUCUCCCUAGACCCCUAUCUGAAAAGCACCCUUGCCUCGACCGUGCUCGGCCACAUUGCCGAGAUAGCCGGCGUACCGGCCCCCAUUCGCGUAGGAGGGAACAUCGCCGACCAGACCGUCUUCGACAAGACCCUCCCGGUCCCCUCGCAAGCCCUCCCGAACGACACAGUCGUCGAAGUCCUCAAAGUUCAAGAGUCCUGGUACAACGGGUGGACUGACUACUUCCCCACCGGAACCGACUUCAUCUACACGCUGAACCUGCGCAAUGAAUCCUCCUCCUGGACUAACGCCAUGCAGCAAGCGGAAGCCGCGAUCCGCCAUCUCGGACCGCAACUCUCGCUCCUAGAACUCGGCAACGAAAUAGACCACUACAUCAGCAAAGGCUGGCGCACUCAGGCGUGGAACACAAGCACGUACACCGCGCAAUGGAAGCGCCUAACCCACCAACUGACCACGGCCCCAUUCUACCGCAACACCACCCACAAACCCCGCUUCCAAGCCGCCGUCUUCGCCGACCCCCCCUGGGUCCCCGACCAACACGACGAGAUCGACGACUUCGACAUCGCUAACGUCACCCGCGCGGGCCUGAUCAACCCCCAUCUAAUCGAAUCCUACGCCAUGCACCUCUACCCACAAUCAACCUGCGACGCGCCCCGAGAAGCCCGCCUAUCCCUAAACCUUCUCUCGAACCACAAUGUCAUCUGGACAAACAUCUCGCAAUACAUCCCACAAGUCGCAGCCGCAGAACGCGCACACGCACGUCUCACUCUCGGCGAAACAAACUCCGCCUCAUGUAGCGGCCGCAGCGGAAUCAGCGAUACGUUCGGCGCGGCGCUCUGGGCGACAGAUUACGUUCUCGCGGCGGCGAGCAUCGGUAUGGAUCAGGUGUAUUUUCAUCUCGGUCAUACAAGCGAGUAUUCGGCUUUUACGCCGCUGGCUUAUGAUUAUAAGGGAGAAAGCUUGGUAGCGGGCGUGAGAGCGCAUUUUAUGUCGCAUGUGUUUUUGGCGCAUGUGGUUGGUGACGGACAGUCGAAUCAGCAGGACAAGCAGAGUAGAAAGGAGAAGAAAGAAGGACAGGGCAAGACGAUAUCCGCACUGCCCGGCGCAGCUAAUUCCUCUGAUUUAGCCGGGUACGCGGUAUAUGGGGGCCGUGCUGAUCUGGAGAAACUUGUCUUUGUGGAUUUGGGGGUAUGGAAUUCGUCCGAGGGGGUGACGAAUCCGUCGACGUUGAGGGCGACAGAUUCGAAUUCUACGUCGGUGGGAGAGAGACCGACGAGGACGGUCGAGGUGAAGACGGGAUGGACUUCCGGUGCGAAGGUCGAUGUGCUGCGGCUGCAGGGGCCGGGGACGAAUGCGAAGAGUGGUGUGACUGUGUCUGGUUUGGAGGUGGAUGUUCUGACGGGAGCGCUGGUGGGCGAGAAGAGGGAAGAGCAGCUGGUUGUCGGGCGUGGUGGCGUGAUGGAGUUUGAGCUACAGCAGGCAGAGGCGAUUUUGCUGGAAAUCUUGAAGGGAGGGGGAUAG
This is a messenger RNA of Aspergillus affinis, 1650 nucleotides long. RefSeq names its product glycosyl hydrolase family 79 C-terminal domain-containing protein. The coding region runs from base 1 to 1650 and encodes 549 amino acids. The record is from RefSeq and is a predicted model, not a curated record. The transcript has a single exon. NCBI's taxonomy places the organism in Eukaryota, Fungi, Ascomycota, Eurotiomycetes, Eurotiales, Aspergillaceae.